Bactrocera latifrons is the source of this 555-nucleotide messenger RNA. Its product is annotated as late histone H1-like. Gene Ontology annotation, cellular component: nucleosome. Gene Ontology annotation, biological process: nucleosome assembly. Gene Ontology annotation, molecular function: DNA binding. Lineage: Eukaryota; Metazoa; Arthropoda; Insecta; Diptera; Tephritidae. The transcript has a single exon. The record is from RefSeq and is a predicted model, not a curated record. The coding region runs from base 1 to 555 and encodes 184 amino acids.
AUGGUGGAAGAAGCGAUAUACGCGCUAAAUUCCCGCCGCGGCUUCUCAUUACAUAGGCUGAAGAAGUACAUUAGCGACAAAUAUCAGCUUGAAUUGAAUUCACAACGGAAUAACUUGAUUAGAACGCAUCUGCGUGCACAAUUGGUCGAUGGCACACUCAUAAAGGUGUCCGGUAAAGGUUUAACUGGCAGCAUGCGGGUAGCAGCGAAAACGAAGAAAAGUGCCACUAGCCACACCAUUGCURCCGAAUUGCAACAAAGUGYCGGGGGGAACGGUAGCGCGGAUGCGACAUUCGUCGCAGCUAAACGCAAGAAAGCUGUUKKCAAAACAAAAAGCGCCAACAAGUCAACAAGUGGUUCGCAAGCAAGGACACCACCGAAUAUGAUAGCGAAACCGUUGUUGAUACCAGAUGCACCACAACGCAACUCAAUGACGGGACACGCACAUUUGGAGGCAGGUGGAGGAACGCCUUGCUCUUCCGGCGGGCGCGUGGGACGUAAACGAAAGUUGUUGCCACCAGCACUAGAGUACAUUGCGCUAUCGCAGGAWUAUUGA